Molecule: messenger RNA, 509 nt
Organism: Hymenoscyphus albidus
Lineage: Eukaryota; Fungi; Ascomycota; Leotiomycetes; Helotiales; Helotiaceae
Source: the annotation of a GenBank genome assembly
AUGAGAAUCCCGAUCUCCAAAAGUACAGAGGCUACAUGGAAACAGAUCAAAUUGAACGACCGAGCUGUUCGCGCCGAGGAUCAGGAUGAUGCAUUAACAACGAGGUUGUAUUUCGGGCAGGGCCCAUGUGGAAAGAACAUGAGGCAAUACCUACGAGAAUUCGAGGGCCACCAGCGAUAUCUGGGCCCCAAGGACAUUUGGAGAAGGAAAGGGACAGUGGGAUAUGGCAUAACGAUGAAGAAGGACAAAGGGGAAUGUACCACGAUCAGGAUUCAGUCAUAUGAUCGAUAAUGUUUAUUUUGAAGCAAAUCAACUGCAACCAUUAUCUAUUUUCCCAUCAUAUUAUCGUGUAGCAUGAGACAUGCAAUCUGAUGCUCACAGAGAUCUUCAUUCGCAAUCUGUAAUUUUUUACGAUGGUCGGUGUUCAACGAAUUGAGGCUUAGACAUCCGGUACGCCGCAAACAGUGAGCUGACAACUGUUUGUAGUCCCCAAGGCACCUCUCGCCUAG